Molecule: messenger RNA, 735 nt
Organism: Aspergillus sclerotioniger CBS 115572
Lineage: Eukaryota; Fungi; Ascomycota; Eurotiomycetes; Eurotiales; Aspergillaceae
Product: putative peroxidase
Exons: 1
Coding region: 1-735 (244 amino acids)
Molecular function (GO): peroxidase activity
Source: RefSeq, a predicted model, not a curated record
AUGGCGCUCCAGAAGGGUCAAUACCAUCCCGCGGGACCAGGAGACUUACGUUCUCCAUGCCCUGUACUCAACUCCCUUGCUAACCAUGGCUUUAUCGCCCGUGACGGACAGGAUAUCACCGCUUCUGAGCUAAAAGCCGCCGUCCAGUAUGUCGGGCUUGGCUUAGACAUAGCCUCCGCUCUCGUGAGCCGUGUCUUUCAAGUUCACUCCGACGACCCAAAAAACGGUCCACCUGGGAGCUCAAGAGCUGGGUUACGCGACCCAAAUCAAGUGAACAAAGACGGAGUCCCCGUACUCAACCUAGACCAAGUCGGCCGUCCUCAUGCUCUUGAACAUGAUGUCUCAAUCACCCGACAGGAUCGCGAAUUGGGCGACUGCAUCCACUUGGAUCCUGAACUAUACAGACGGUUUAUUCAAUCCGCGAAGGAGGGCAAGUUUCGGUCUGCCGACAUGGGAAGCUAUCGGAAAAAGCGGUAUGGAGAGCAGAAGAGAGACAAUCCGCAUCUGCAGUUUGGAAAGUUCGAACACUACGUUGGAUGUGCGGAAUUGGCUGCUCUGCGAUGCGUGUUUGGGAAGGGAGUCAAAAAGGGGAUCCCGGACGACUAUGUGCGAGCUGUCUUUGGGGAAGAGCGUCUGCCGUAUGAUGAAGGUUGGAAUCCACGGAGGUUUAAGGCGUUUUUCCCAGAGGCACUAGUGGUACUGUUAGUCAUUUCGCGCUAUGCUUGGCCAUUUUGA